AUGAAUGAAAUUGUUACUUGUGUAGUUUGUAAUAAAGAAUAUCAUUACACUAAUUUUUAUAAUAAUUAUAAAUCAAGAUGUAAAUUUUGUUCAAAUAAAGUAGUUAGCAAAUUAAGAUCUACUGAACCUUCCUACCACUUUAAACAUAUUACCGAGCUUGCUGAAUCCAGAGCCAUAUUGGAAAGAUUCAAAGAAAAAGAAGGUGAUUGCGAGAUAGAUUUUGACUAUAUCUAUUUUACUCUCUUAGACAAGCAACAUAGACGCUGCCCCAUCACAAACGUUCCAUUAAGUUUGGUAGCCAUGUCACAUUGGCAGGCGAGUGUCGACAGAAUCAAUGAUGGCAUCAAUUACACUCUAGAAAACUCAAGACUGAUUCCAUACGAAUGUAACACCAGAAGCAAAUGGUAUUUUGGAUUGGCUGGUUUGAAAAUCCUGCUCUCAACUGCUAAAGGUCACAAUGAUAGUAGAAAUCGUACAAGCAACAAAGGUCUAUUGGAAAUGGAUAUUUGUUAA
This is a messenger RNA of Heterostelium album PN500, 513 nucleotides long. RefSeq lists its product as uncharacterized. The transcript has 3 exons. The coding region runs from base 1 to 513 and encodes 170 amino acids. The record is from RefSeq and is a predicted model, not a curated record. NCBI's taxonomy places the organism in Eukaryota, Evosea, Eumycetozoa, Acytosteliales, Acytosteliaceae.